UUUUCAUUUCAGGCACGAUUGGUGGGCUGUAACUUUCACUGGAAGCAAGCCGUCUUUCGGAGAGUACAGGCUGUUGGUCUGACAGCAGCGUACACAACGGAUGAUGCCACAAGGACGCUACUCCAGAAGGUCAUGGCUCUGCCAUUCCUGCCACUAAACGAAGUGGUGCCAGCAUUCCAACUGCUUCGGCAACAGAGCAGUACGCCACCACUUGAUGAGGUAAAUGUGCAUACCGAUAUAACCUGUAGAAUAACAAUAUAUGCUUAUAUCUUCCAGCUCUUUGCCUAUGUAGAGACUACAUGGAUAAAUGGGCGUACGUGGCCUGUUGGGGCUUGGAAUGUCUACGGCAGGUCAAUCAGGACAAACAACUGUGCCGAAGGGUACAAUCAUCGCCUCACAGUUAGGGCUGGGGGGAAGAGCAUGGGGCCGUACCAGCUGGCAGCACUGCUCUUCAGAGAGGCCCAGCUGGUGGACAUGACCGUCAGGCUGGUGAAUAGACACCUCAUCACCAGGAGGCAACGGCAGAUGACAAGGACACUACAAGCCCGCGUUUUUAGAGCGUGGGAGUGCCACAGGACUGGAGACAUGACCACGCCUGAGCUUCUUAGUGUCUGUGCUCGCACAUAUGGGCAAGCACCAUAGAAAAACGUUGAUUGGCAUUAAACCUGUAUUACACACACUUGUAUUAUACAUGUACAUAGAGUGCAUACCAAACAGUCACUGUAACUCUGUGACAUACUUUUAAUUGAUAUUAUUCAUUAAUACAAAAGAUUAUUUUUGCUAUGAUACUUGAUUAUGAUAGGCCUGAGGGAGACGAGCAUGAUUUGCAUCAUAAAAACAUGUUCUUUUCUCUUUUAUCAGUUUUUACCGUAACACUGCGACAUUUUGAUUCUAAAUGGUCACUGAAGCGUAACACUCUUCAAUAAUUAAAAGUUGAACAUAUACCUGUUAAUUAUGAGUAUGUGGAUUCGUACAUGUAUGUAAGAAAUCAAAGUUGGGCAUUGUCUUGAUCUAACUACUAUUACAUUACUUAACUAUUGUCAUAAAUUAACAAUAUUUAAUUAUGCUAGUUAUUUUAGCAGAUAUUAGCAAUAUUAGCAAAUAUUCAAUAUUUUGAAUUUUGAACCUUGAAAUUAUCAUGGGUUGCCCAUUUGAGAUUUAAAAAUACUAGGUCCUCUAACAAGUCUCAUCAUUGGAUUUAUUUGAACAAUGAAGCAAGACAGUUAUUGUGCCACAGAGGCACAAAAUUAUUAAAUAGUUUGAAAUUGAGUGAUUUAAAUAUUCAGUUUAAUGAUAUUUGUAUAAAACCAUAUGAAACAUUUUUUAAAGAUUAUUUUAAUUUUAAUAAAUGUAUACAGGUAUAGAAAAUCAUGUUUUCCAAUUAUGAUUUUACUUUUUUUUUAAACAUUUUUUAAAAAAGUCUUUAAUAUAUAUAAAUAUCAGCAAUAGUACUACAUUUGUAAUUAUUCUAACUUUUUAAAUACAAUAUUUAUUAUUGCAAUAUCUUCGUAUGUGCAAUAUUACAAGUUUACAUUGAGCUUUCAAUACCUUUUUCCAAUCAUUUAUCUUAUAAAAUAGAAUACCUAUUCUACUUUAUAUUCUUGUAGUAACUAUCAGUAUUUCAAAUCCAUAUUUAUAUACGUUUCUCUUAUGUCUUACGUUAAGCUUUUAAGUUUUUUGUUCAUCUCCUUUUAUUACUUUGUUUUGUUACUAUUUGAAUGGAUUGGAAAUAAAGACUGAAUUGAAUUGAAUUGAACCUUGCUUGAGACUCUUAUUUGCAGCCCUGGCACUGAGAAUUUUGACCAAUCUGCCAAUAGGCAAUACCAAUUUGUCACAAUGGUUUGAACUGAACACGGAUCGUAGACAGUAUAACAGGCAUGCAUGGUAAAAUUGGUAAUUAAUGAGUAUCGAGACAGAUUGGAUGGGUCUCACUCAGAGUACUCAGUCCCUUUCUGCUGUGCUAUACAAUUUAUUUAAUACCAAUUUAUCUCUU
Molecule: messenger RNA, 1993 nt
Organism: Strongylocentrotus purpuratus (purple sea urchin)
Lineage: Eukaryota; Metazoa; Echinodermata; Echinoidea; Camarodonta; Strongylocentrotidae
Exons: 2
Source: RefSeq, a predicted model, not a curated record